UGCAGUACGGUUUAUAUUCUUCUUUUAUGGCAAGCUUCGUGUACACCAUCCUAGGAUCCUGCAAAGAUGUGCCAGUUGGACCAACAGCGAUCAUCGCAAUCUUAACUAGGGAAACGUUACAAAAAUCUGACUUAGGACCCAACUUUGCAGUCCUCUUAACCUUCAUAUCUGGUUGUGUGUGUUUGCUGAUGGGAAUCGUACAAUUAGGUUUUUUGUUGGACUUCAUAUCAGGACCAGUUUUGGUUGGUUUCACAUCCGCAGCAGCGAUUAUUAUUGCCACGAGCCAAAUAAAGGACAUUCUAGGCAUCAGUAUCAGCGGUAGCAAGUUCUUAGAAGUGUGGCAAAGGAUAUUCGAAAAAAUUGGGGAAACAAAACUUUGGGACACUGCGCUGGGGAUCACGUGCAUAAUUGUCCUGCUUCUUCUCAGAGUUAGUAUCACUUAAAUACAAUUACCAUAGAUUAGAGAUAAAACGUGUAAAAGCAAUUUUGUAUUAAAGUUUGUUCCGGAAAUAAGAUUUACCUAAUUUAAACUUUAUGAGUAAUAAGAACUUCUAAUUGAAUACACUUAAACUUUAAAAUUUCUUUAACCUCUUGAAGGAUAUUAACAAACUUCCGGUUGCGGACAAAAGGGAACAGUAUAAUUAUGAAUAGAUUUUAUAAUAAUAUUUUAUCGAAACAUUAAAAGAUGAAAAUAUUACUUUAUAGGGGGGACUUGGUUAGGAGGAGUGAUGUGGUGUGUAUGGGUGGCGAGUGCUAUGAGUGUUAAAAGCAAUUUAAGUAAUAAGAAAGCGAUAGGUAUACACAUGGAGUAAAAGAAUUAGGUAGAGUAUAAGGGGGAGAGGAAGGGUACGUAAAGGCGAGGUCUAAUGUAAAGAAAUAGGGGUGUUAGGGGUGUAAUUCUGCGGGUCAGACGAUUGUCUGAUAGGUAGAGGUUAUGGGUAACGACGGCCGUAGAGCAGGACAAGAGAGCUCAGACGAAGAGGAAACAGUAGGUAAAGCAGGAGGGCGCCCAACAAACGCCGAAAAAACAGCGAAACACGAGAACGAGAAGGAGAGAAUGGAGGAAUAUAUAACGAGAGGUAGGAAAGAGAUAGUGGAGGACAGGAGGGAGGCCACGGCGGGAAAUGCAGGCAAUGAAGAAAUAUUGAAAGUAUUAGCAGGAUUAGUUGAAGAAAUAAGAGGUCUGAAAGACGAAAUGCGUACAAAUAAUAAUAGGAUAACGGAAGAAAUGAGGGAAAAAGAAAUAGGAUGGGAGUUAAAAGUAAAAGGAAUGGAGAAAAGAAUGAUGGAUGUGGAAAGCAAAGUAGAGCGGAUAAGUGGGAAAGGGAAACAGCUACUUGAACUCAGAACAGGAAAGAAGGGAAUUGGAGGAAAAUAUUAAGGCAGUAGUGGUUAAUAAGGUUGAAAAAGAGAAAAAGAGUGGGGAAGUGGUAAAGAUAAGAGGGUGGAUCGAAAAACAUGAAAAAAUGGAACGGAGAAAUAAUGUAGUAAUAAAGGGUCUAGAGAUACGGCAAGGAAAUGUAAAAACGCAAAUUGAAGAUUUUCUAGAGAAAGAAUUAAAAGUAAGAAGGAAGAUAAGUUGGGUGAAAGAAAUCGGUAGGAAGGAAAGGUGUGUAUUAAUAGUAGGAUUGGAAAGUUGGGAGGACAAGCAGGAGAUCAUGAGAUACAAAGAUAGGUUAGGAGGCACAAAGGUCUUCAUAGAUCACGAUUUAACGAGACAUGAGAGAGAAAUUCAAAACAAGCUAGUAGCAAUCGCCAGGGAAGAAAAAAGAAAAGAGAGGGAGGUGAAGGUAGGAUACCAAAAAAUAAGGGUGGAUGGGAGAUGGGCCCAAUGGCAGGAAAGUUGGGCAACAGUACCGGUUAGUCAGGUUUUUUAAUAAAUUUUCAGCCAGGUGGGCAAAUAAAUAGGAGAGGGGAGGGGGUGUUAGACAGGGAGAAGGCAGGGGAAUUGAAAGUAUUAUUCUGGAAUGUAGCUGGAAUAGGAAAGAAAGAUCAAAGUUUUUGGCAAUAUGUGGAAAAGUUUGAUUGUAUAGGCCUGGUAGAAACGUGGAUGGAGGAAACACAUUGGAACAAGUUUAAAAGUAGCCUAUCAAAGGAUUUUGUAUGGAAGUGUCAAGGGGCAAAGAAGGUAAAUAGGAAAGGUAGAGCGAGAGGGGGAAUAAUAACAGCGGUGAGAAAAAACUUAGACAUAGAAUGUGGAAAUAGCGAAAUAGAGGGUUUAGUAGAAAGGAGGAUGAAAAUUGAAAAUAGAACAUGGAGGAUUUUUUCGGUUUACAAUGGUCAACCGUGGAAGAAAUUGGCAAGGAAGAUGGAAGAAGUGAUUAAAGAAGAGGAAGAAGAAAUACUGUUAAUAGGCGGGGAUAUGAAUGCAAGAAUAGGAAGAGAGGGUAAGGUAGAGUGAGUGAGCGAGACAGUGAGGAGAACGGACAACAGGAGGAAUUCGAAAGAUCUAACGAAAAAUAAUGAGGGAGAGCAACGGCUAAAAAUGGUUGAGGAAAGAGGAUGGCACAUAGCGAAUGGCAAUAUUACAGGAGAUGAGGAAGGAGAAUGGACGUAUGUAGGUGUCAGAGGAGCAACGGUAAUAGAUUAUGUGAUCUGUAAUGAAAAGGGGCUAGAGGAAAUAGUACACUUUAAGGUGGAGGACAGAAUAGAAUCUGAUCACCAACCUUUGGUUGCUACAGCGAGACUACAGGCGAGAGCGGAUAUAGUUGGAAGGGAGGAAGAGACUGAAACUGUCCGACAAGUGUUCUGCUGGGGAAAGGAAAGCAUAGAGCAAUAUAAAAGUAAAAUCAGGAACAUACAGCUUGCUGAAGGAAAUGGAAAGCCAGGUUGGCAAGAAUUAAAGGCAGCGGUUUUGCAAAGUAUGGAUAAAAGAGUAGUCCGAAGGAAAAGAAGAAAACCAGGACAUAAAUUUUGGUGGGACAAACAGUGCAGUAGAGAAAAAAGAAAGGUGAAGGUAAUAUAUAAAAAAUGGAAGAUAGGAAAAGUAACAAGACAAGAGUAUUUGAGAAACAAAGCAGAGUUUCGAGAAAUGUGUAAGAGGAAGGAGGUGGAUAAAAGGGAGGAAGAGAUAGAGAAAAUAAGAAAUGUAAAAACAGAGGGGCAAGUUUGGACAUACAUCAAUAAAGAAAGGAAAAGAAAUACAGAAGGAGCAACAUCCAUAACGAUGGAAGAGUGGUUAAAACACUUUGUAGAACUCCUAGGUGGGACGGAGAGAGUGAAUAAAGGGGAAAGGAGACAGUUAGGAGUAGGAGUCGAAGAAGAAGACGAACUAACGGACUGCGAAAUUGAAGGGGUAAUGAAGAAGAUAAAGAGGAAAAAAGCUGCCGGAGAAGACGAAAUACCAGGCGAGGCGUGGGUGCAUAUGAAAGGUGAGGCGAAAAGGAAAGUUUUCGAAAUAAUAAAAGAGGUGUGGAGAGGUGGUGGUUUGCCGGACGAAUGGAGAAAUGGAGUCAUUGUGCCUUUAUUGAAAAAAGGGGGAUAAAGAAGAGGUAACAAAUUACAGAGGAAUAACAUUACUCAAUUCGGUGUACAAGAUCUACGCAAACAUCCUAAACGAGCGGCUAAAACGCAACGUGGAGGAAAAAGGGAUUUUACCACAUUCUCAAGCGGGAUUUAGGAAACAAAGAAGCACGAUGGAUAAUGUAUAUAUCCUGCAACAUUUGGCGGAGAGGGUGACGAUUACAAAGAAGGGCAAAUUGUAUGCUUUGUUUGUAGAUUUGAAGGCGGCCUUUGAUAAGGUCAAUAGGACAAAGCUAUGGAAAGUGAUGGAGCAGAGAGGAGUAAGAAAAGGACUAAUCGAAAGAUCGAAAGAAUUAUAUGAAGAGACCUCGAAUACGAUUAGGUAUAACGGAAAGGUAUCAGGAUGGUUUUGGACAGCAGACGGAGUCAGACAAGGAUGCCCUCUGAGCCCGCUGUUGUUUACAAUUUUCAUCUCGGAUUUAGAGAAAGAAUUCAGGGCUGGCCAGGCGGGAGGCAUAGUAUUAUAUGUGGCAAGGAAAAAAUGUGGUCACUGGCAUAUGCUGACGACUUAAUGCUAUUGGCAGAAAGGUUAGAAGAAAUGGAAGAAAUGAUAAGAAGAUUGGAAAGAUUUUUAGAUAAGAGAAGCUUGAUUUUGAACACGACCGAAACAAAAAUAAUGAUCUUCAGCAAAGGAGGAGAUAGGGUGAAGAAAACGAAAUGGCUAUGGAAAGGGUAGGAAAUAGAGUCAGUCAAGAGUUUUACAUACUUAGGGGUCAAAUUUCAAAGAAAUGGAGACACGAUAGAACAUGUGAGAGAAAGGGCUAAAAAAGCCAACGUACUGACACGGCAAGUUUGGGGCAUCGGGGAAAGAAAGUUUAAAGACUGUUUCAAGUGGAAAGUAUUUAUGUUUGAUCGUCUAGUCAAGAGCGUGAUGUUGUAUGGGGCGGAACUAUAUGGGUGGAAAGAAAGGGCGGAGUUGGGAAGAGUGCAAUAUAAAUUUGUGAGAUGGAUUCUAGGUUUAAGCAGAGAAACACCAAAAUAUAUAUUAUUAGCAGAAACAAAAAGAGAAAAGAUUAGAAUAGAAGCAGGAAAGAAAGCUCUGAAAGUUUGAAGAGGAAAUUAGAAAGGCAGUAGGAAAGAAUUUAGUAUAAGAAUGUCUUAGGGAAAAGGAACAGGGAAGGACAAAAAAUGGUAAAGAAAGGAUAGAGUAUGGCAUACGAAACGGAUAUAGUCAGGAAGGGAUUAGGAGAUUGAGAGGGGAGAGUGAUAGAGUAACUCUGGAACUGAUGAAUAGGGAUAGGGAAAAUCAGGAACAAGUGCAAUUUAACCAAAUAAAAGAGACUAAAUAUAACAGUAGGUAUAGAUAUUUAUUUACGGGACAGAGGCCAGAGUAUCUAAGGAAAGAUGAAAAACUAAACAGCCAAAGUUUGAUGGCAAAGGCGAGGUGCGGAAAUUUAGAAUCUUGGAAUAGAUAUUGACUUGCGCGUGAGGGGAGAAGGUGCGGGUUUUGUGGAAGGGGACAAGGUUCUCUGAAGCACUAUUUAGCAGAUUGCGACAAGCGGGAAAAUGCUAAUAUAAGCAUAGAAGAGCUUUUAGAGGGUAGGUUUAAUGUAAGAAAUGUAGAUUGGAUAUGGAAGUUAGUAAACGGGAAGGAUAAAAGUACAAACUACAAUUAGUAACAUACGUACAGAGGAGAGAAGCAAAGACAGAGUGGGUAAGCGCGCGGUGUGACGAAUGUAAUGUGGCAGGGUGGAUGGAUGCGUGAGUAUAGAGAAUGUAAAACCAAGUCCCAUUUCUGGGCCGAAAGGCUGAAAUUAAUAAACUUAAUACUACUACUACUUUAUUAGGGAUUUUCAAAUUAGACAAAACACAAUAACUGUUCUUCGAACAAAUUGUUUCUUUGUUGACUAAUAAAUACAACAUUUAAGCAUUAAGAUUCUUGAGACUUU
Molecule: messenger RNA, 5411 nt
Organism: Hylaeus volcanicus
Lineage: Eukaryota; Metazoa; Arthropoda; Insecta; Hymenoptera; Colletidae
Exons: 2
Coding region: 2486-3484 (332 amino acids)
Source: RefSeq, a predicted model, not a curated record